This is a messenger RNA of Soboliphyme baturini, 875 nucleotides long. NCBI's taxonomy places the organism in Eukaryota, Metazoa, Nematoda, Enoplea, Dioctophymatida, Soboliphymatidae. The record is from the annotation of a GenBank genome assembly.
GAUAUAAUACCGCAGGCUUUGCUCGACUCGUUUCUCUCCAUGGUCGAGCCAACCCACGUUCUCUCGGUCGAAGGCGAUAUUCUUCGGCACUGUGCGUUCAACAUUCCAGCGGUAGCGUACACUGUUGGUCGCAAGUACUGGCCGAUUUUGAAGCCGACAUAUCUUGAGUUGGCAAACGAUAUGCAGUGGAAAGUCAGGCGAACAUUGGCGUUUUCCAUUCAUAAAUUGGCAGCCAUAUUGGGGCCUGAGAUCACUGAGCAAGACCUGCUGCCCGUCUUUGUCGGUUUCCUUCGUGAUCUGGAUGAAGUUCGGAUCGGCAUUUUGCAGCAUCUAUAUGACUUCAUGAAAGUACGUGCCCUCGAUAAGUGCAUCCUCGUGGUUAUGACAUUGUUCUGCUUUAACUAUCGUGUCGCUCUGCUUAAUAAAAAUGCAUGUCGGACACUGCUCGGCAAUUUGGCCGAUUUUUUGCAGAGUGACAACGUUCGCGAUUGGCGUUUUAGACACCUGUUUGCUCAACAACUCAUUCCUCUGUGCGUCCUCUACGAUAUUGAAGACGUCAACGAAUACAUCAGUCCAAUCGCAAUGACGCUUGCCAUUGACCGCGUUGCUGAAGUUCGUCGCAUUACUUUCAGACUCGUAACUAUUCUACUUAUUUUUCCGUCGUGUUUGUACUGCUCUACGAUGGUGGGCAUGAUUUUCAAGUGCUUUUAUAAUGCCGAGAAACUGGCAGGCAAGUCGUUUCCAAUAACCGAUAAUUUUUCGCUGGAUAUUGUGAAAAGUUUCGCCAAGUCACAUCGAUGGAGCCGCAGACAAACGUAUGCUAUUUAUUUUUUACUUUUGUCUCAAGGUAAGAAAGCAUUGGCUGCACAGUAGCC